UAAAUAAUAAUAAUUUGAUGUAACAGCUGGGUGUCACUUGGCCCGUCUGACCCCGUUCUAGUCUCUUCUCCUUCUGCAGUGCUGUGGUCCGGAUUCACUUCUUACCCCAUGCUCAGGUGUACGUCCUACCACAUUCGCAGAUGCACCAUCACCACUACCACCUACUCCCAUCGUCACCACCACCAUCGCACUGUAUGCCUUGACACCAAUGUCCUUGCAAACAGUCUCAAGGAUAUCGUCUGCUACAGGCUUUUGUCAACGCCAUUUAACUUUCUAUCGUUCGCUACUAAACGCACGCUACUACACACACAACAAUCUCCAUUGACUUAUGCCACGAACAUGGCUCCGAAGAGAGUUUGUAUCAUUGGAUCAGGAAAUUGGGGUUCAGCUAUUGCUAAAAUUACAGGCAAAAAUGUGAGUGAGCGCACAAAUCUAUUUGAACGUACUAUAAACAUGUACAUGUAUGAAGAACUAUACGAGGGCCAGAAACUCUCUGAAAUUUUCAAUACUACACAUAUAAAUGUUAAAUACCUUCCUGGAAUCACAAUACCUGAGAAUGUGGUUGCUGUCCCUGAUGUUCUCAAAGCCACUGAAAAUGCCGAUAUUUUAAUAUUUGUUUUACCACACCAAUUUGUUCAAGGAAUAUGCAGUACCAUUAAAGGAUCUAUAAAACCUGGAGCAAUAGCUGUAUCUUUAAUCAAAGUUUCGGAUGUUUCAGUCACCGAUUUUCUACGUAUUUCUUCUGAUGGCAAACAUAGCAAAAGAUUGUCGUCCCUUUUUUUUUUCUUUAUAAUAAGUAAUAUCUUGUUAUUGUUAAAAUUUACCAGGUUAUCACAUCCAUUGUCGCUGAUACAGGAAAAGGGUUGCAAAAAAAAAGAAGUAGGGCUUUUAAUGAAAAAUUUGUUUGAUACAACUUAUUUCCGAUGCUCAGUUGUUGAAGAUGCUGCAACAGUUGAAGCUUGUGGGGCAUUAAAGAAUGUAGUCGCUGUCGGUGCAGGCAUUGGUGAUGGCCAUAAAAUGGGGGAUAAUACCAAAGCCGCAAUUGUCAGACUUGGCAUGUUGGAAAUUAUAGAAUUCAUCGAUUUCUUUUUUAAAGAGUCAAAUUUGAGAACAUAUUUUGAAAGUUGUGGCCUCGCUGAUCUAGUAACUACCUGUCAUGGUGGACGAAAUAGGAAAUUAGGAGAAGCUCUUGUGUACUCUAAUAAGACCCUUAUUGAACUGGAGGAAGAGAUUUUAAAAGGUCAGAGUUUUCAAGGACCUUUAGUAGCCAAAGCAGUUUUUGAAAUUUUGAAAUCCAAAAAGAUGGUAGAAAAGUUCCCAAUAUUUGUGGCUGUCCAUUUGAUUUGUCAACGCAAAAUGAAAACCUCUGAAUUUAUUAACUCUCUGAUGAACCAUCCAGAACACAAAACUCAUUGAGAUUUUAUUUAUAUAUUUCAGUUUAGCUUAUUUGUUUUUUUCUAAAUUGAUAGGUUAAUGCUUUUAUUUUUGCUGCUUUCAAUGUUUUUAAAAUUAUUUUGAAUUAUUGCUUGCUUUUUUCUUUUUUUUCUUGAGUUUACUCAGAAUUGGUUUAAGAUACAUUUUACUUUCAAGGAAAAAUUGAAUUUAUACUAAAUUCACCAGUAUUAUUAACUUUAAUUUAUUCAAGAAAGAAACAGCUAUUUAUUUUUAAACAUAGAUUCUUUUUCUCUUUUUAUGUAGAUCUUCACAAUAUCAUGGCUAUAUUUAUUGCAUCAGCUCUUACUACAAGCAUAAUAUAAAUAAUGCUUCUUGCCGAUAUUGCUGGAAUAUAGGAGUCAACAGAAACUUAAUGAUUUCAUUGGUGAAAUGAUGUGGUUCUAUAUCUGAAAGACUGAUUAAUAUAUUAGUCUACUAAUACUGAACUUUUCCAUUUAUGUAUGAUAUAUAUAUAUAUAUAUAUAUAUAUAUAUAAAUAACAAUAAAAAUAAAAAAGGGGUUUGUAUAAUAGUGUAUAGAGGAAUAUAUUAUUCAAAAGAAUUCCAACUCUGUCCGUUUUUAUGUUGUAUUUAUAUUCUUAUAAAAUUAAUGUGGGAUAUAGAAUAUGGAAUAUAUAAUAUAUAUAGUAAAAUGAAAUGAAGUAUUGAAUGUCUUAUUGAAUAUUAAAUAUAUAAGGACAUUAAAUAUAUAAGGACUAGUGUACUUUCCUGCUUUCUAGCAGUCUUCGACCUUGAAGACUGCUAGAAAGCAGGAAAGUAUACUAGUCCUUAUAUAUUUAAUAGUCAAUAUUUCAUUUAUUUGUAAUGCUGUGGUAUUAACACGACAUAAAUAUGCAUGAACAUUUUAUUUAAUUAAAUAAUGUUGAACUCUUUUGAAUUUUGGGCAUGAUUCAAUGAGUCAAAUUUUAAUAUAUUCUGUUCUUCCUGCAUGUAAAUAUCUGUAUAUUUAUUUAUAUUUAUAUAAACCUAUUUUAGCAGAAUGAAAUGAUAUUUAUGUGAGCCUGUGUGUGUGAGUGACAAAAAAAGAGACAGGCAGCAUGUAAGUAUGUAAGUACAUAGAUGGAGUUCAUAUAUACAUGCUGGAUUCAGAAAACAACAAUAUAUUUUUAUUAUUAUAUAAUUUAUCUAUUUUUAUUUAAUUUCAUUUGUUUUUAAGAUUUAAAAAAAAAUAUUACUAAUUUGAAGACAACUAUUUUGUUCUGUUCAUGAUAUAAGUCUAAAAAAGGAAAUGGAAAUAUAACAUUUUCAAAGUUAUGUAUUGAUGUUUCAUUUUUGAAAUACAAAGAAAUAUAUUGCUAUACACCCUCAAUAUAACAAUGGCUUGCUGUAAUGGAUUUUCAUUUAUACAGAUUUCAUUCUUUAAAACUUUUUUUGGAAUGGUUAAACAUGUAAUAGAAUGUCUCAUAGCUCCUUGGCUCUUAGAGGCACCAUUUCAGUUUUUAGCUUCAAAAAGAGAUAAAUUAAAACCUCAAUUCUCUAGCUUGUUGCUAUGAAGAGAUAAAAAAAAAAAACGUAUUUUGAAAAGUAAAGAACCUUAUUGAGUUCCACUCAGUGGAGUAACGUGGAUGCUGAGUCCAACUUAAUUUUCAUAAAAUAUCUGAUAUGAGCUCUGACAUUUGUCUCCAAGCCUUGUCCACGGGAAGAAUUAGCCAGCAUCUGUAAAUUAUACUUGUCAGUUUUAGACUUCUGUCAAUACUUUGAGCAACAUGUUAUUUUUACACUUUUUUCUUUUCCUUUUUUUAGUUAUUUUAUUUUGCUAGCAUUUAGUCGGGGUGAAAAUGGCAGUGCUUGUGCCCUUUAUCUUUAUAGGGUUUGUAAGACUGAUGAGAGGAAACUAUCCACAAACUGAAAAAUUAGCCUAAAUGUUUGGAAACGGUGAACUUCUCUAAGAUCACCCAAGGACUAGGUGGAAUUUGAAUAAUAAUUAAAAAAAUUUUGAGUGUUGGAAAAGAAUAUGUUCUUUAUGCUGCUUGUUAUAAUUAACUAAUCAUGAACUUAAUUUUAUAAAGUGAUGUACAAGUCUAUUAGUUGCAUAGUUAACAUAGAGAUGCCCUAAAUAUAUGCCUCUAGUUCUUUGAAAUGCUUGUACUGACUGGCGACUAUAGUCAACUCUAGCUUAAUCUUCAUGAAAUAUUGACACUAGUUUUUUCUAAUAUUCUGUUAAAAAGAGAAUUGAAGAGACAUAAUUGUAGGUGUAGUAUUAGUGUAGAUGUUUCAUUAUAUGAUUUUGUUAAAGUUUCUUUUUUUAAUAUAAAAAUGGAAAAAUUUGUGUAAUUUCAGACAAACUUUUUUUGAAAAAAAAAAAGAAAAAAUGAUUAUAGCUUUAUCUUGUGUUAUAUGCAAUUAAGUAAUUGCCACAAGAUUGUUGGUGUUGUCAAAGGAUAUAUAAUUCCUAAAUUUGAAAGAAAACAUGAGAUGUUAUGUUGGUGAUGUUGCUGCUGAAUGUGAGGGUGAUGAAGAUUGAAAUCACAAAAAAAGCCAGAGACAUUUUUAAAAAUAUUCCUUUAUCUAAUGUAGUUAGUUUGUACCUUUUCGUAUUUCAGUGAUGUAAUUCAAGUUUUGAAAAUGAACUCUUUUGAAAACAGUUCCAGAACUAAACUAUUUAACUGUUUCACUAAUUUAUAAUGUUAAUUUAUUAUAUUCCUAUUCCAACAUUCCAAAUUCCAUUUAACAUGAAUUUCCCAAUCUUAUUUGUCAUUAAAAUGUUAUUUUCUUUAACUUUUCUAAUUUUAUAUUCCUUGGAAAUAUUUAUUAAAAAAACUAACACUU
Molecule: messenger RNA, 4223 nt
Organism: Octopus bimaculoides (California two-spot octopus)
Lineage: Eukaryota; Metazoa; Mollusca; Cephalopoda; Octopoda; Octopodidae
Product: glycerol-3-phosphate dehydrogenase [NAD(+)], cytoplasmic
Biological process (GO): glycerol-3-phosphate catabolic process; carbohydrate metabolic process
Cellular component (GO): cytosol
Molecular function (GO): protein homodimerization activity; NAD binding; glycerol-3-phosphate dehydrogenase [NAD(P)+] activity
Source: RefSeq, a predicted model, not a curated record